Messenger RNA from Aplosporella prunicola CBS 121167, 1548 nucleotides. RefSeq lists its product as uncharacterized. The transcript has 2 exons. Gene Ontology annotation, molecular function: exonuclease activity; nucleic acid binding. NCBI's taxonomy places the organism in Eukaryota, Fungi, Ascomycota, Dothideomycetes, Botryosphaeriales, Aplosporellaceae. Gene Ontology annotation, biological process: ribosomal large subunit assembly; rRNA processing. Gene Ontology annotation, cellular component: nucleus. The coding region runs from base 35 to 1297 and encodes 420 amino acids. The record is from RefSeq and is a predicted model, not a curated record.
CAAGCCGGUCUACACUUCCCCAGCGGAAUACACAAUGCAGCCUAGCAUCCACGAGUACAUGGCUACCUCUCUCACCCUAAGCGACGACAGCAGCGCUCCCUACCCAGACCCAGACCCAGACCCUAUCCACCUGGCCGCGCUACAAGCCCUCGUAAUCCCGUGCGAUAAGCUGCAAGAGCAAGGAUACGUGCUCGACACUCUCACGGAAGAAGACCUCGAGCGGCAAAAGCGCUGUGCCGGCUGCGGCAAAACCAUGGGCAGCCUCCUUAAGCGCAGGAACAAGCUGCCUUCCAAGCCGAAACCACAAGAACAUGACGGCGACGCAGCGGAAAACCCAGCAAUCGAGCUAAGCCCGUCCCCAGGCCAACAAAGCGGCGCAGCAGAAGAGCGUCCCGAGGAACCAGCCACAGCAGCGCCCGUCCUCCGCUGCCGCUUCCACGCCGGCGCCCUCGUCGCCGUAUACACACCCGUAGGCAGCACGCGCAGCCGCAGGAAGAUGUGGUCCUGUUGCAGCAAGCCGCCGGCCGGCUCGCCCUGCUCCGGCGCCGAAAACCACGUCGCGGCCGAGUACCCGCCGGGCCAGAUGCAUCGCGAGUGGCAGUACCACGCCACUCGACCGCACGCGGGCCUGCACGCCACCACAGCCCGCCCCGCCGUCGCCAUCGACUGCGAGAUGGGCACUGCCAUGAGCGGCGACUCUGAGCUGAUUCGUGUCACGCUGAUCGAUUACUUCACCGACGAGGUGUUGGUGGAUAGCCUCGUGUUUCCAGACGUCCCUAUGCUCGAGCUCAGGACCAGGUUUUCCGGCGUCACGUGGAAUGCGCUGAGGAAGGCGAGGCCGGAGCGGACGUGCCUUUUCGGCCGCGACAGCGCGCGCGACGCCGUGUGGCGGUUCGUGGGGCCCGAGACGGUAGUGGUUGGGCACUCGGCGAACAACGACUUGAAGGCGCUGCGGUGGAUGCAUCGUGUUGUAGUGGACACAUUUUUGCUAGAGGCACUGCGCCCAGCGGCGAAAGAAGAAGAAGAGAAAGAAGAAGGGAAGAAGACCGAGAGCGACUCAACAACGGAACAGUCCGUUCCCCCCACCGCCGAUCAAACUCCACCCACCGGUGCACAGCCGCAAAAGAAGAAACUCCCGAGGGGAAGCAGCCCCAUGUCGCUGAAAUCGCUAGCAAAGGCAAAGCUUGGCCGCGAGAUCCAGAAGGCGGGUAAGAGCGGGCAUGACAGCCUGGAGGACGCGUUGGCUACGAGGGAUUUAGCACGGUGGGUCGUGUUGGAAGGGUUGAAGGAGAAUUAGGUACGCAGAGUGACGUUUUUUCGGUUAAUUUAUCAUGGAGCUUGCUCGGCUGAGGUGGGCUGGAGAAAUAAACUGUGUUGGCGGAUUGGCUGGGAUCGAACGAGGCACAUAGAGGUUUCUUUUAUAUCCGGAUUUAGUUACGGCUGCUCGUAUAACACUUUCGUUACUUCUUACCUUGUGAGCAUAAUGGUCCAUGUAAUCUAGGAGAAGCUGCUAAACGCUACACUACAGGUUCUAUUUCGUUACUAGGG